UCAUGAGAGGAAUAGCUCGGGUAGAUGCACAGAGUCUCUUGCCCAGAGUAGGUGAAUCGAGGACCAGAGGGCAUAAGUUUAAGGUGAAGGGGGAAAGAAAUAAUAGUAAUCCAAGGGGUAACUGUUUCACACAGAGGGUGGUGGGUGUAUGGAACAAGCUGCCAGAGGAGGUGGUUAAGGCUGGGACUAUCCCAAUGUUUAAGAAACAUUAGACAGGUAGGUGAGUGAAUGGUGGGUGUAUGGAACGAGCUGCCGGAGGAGGUAGUUGAGGCAAUGUUGAAGAAACAUUUAGACAGGUACAUGGAUAGGACAGGUUUGGAGGGAUAUGGACCAAACGUGGGCAGGUGGGACUAGUGUAGAUGGGAUAUGUUGGCCAGUGUGGGCAAGUGGGGCCGAAGGGCCUGUUUCCAUGCUGUAUCAGUCUAUGACCAGUAUGGGCAAGUGGGGCUGAAGGGCCUGUUUCCAUGCUGUAUCAGUCUAUGACCGGUGUGGGCAAGUGGGGCUGAAGGGCCUGUUUCCACGCUGUAUCAGUCUAUAACCAGUGUGGGCAAGUUGGGCUGAAGGGCCUGGUUCCAUGCUGUAUAACCAGUAUGGGCAAGUGGGGCCGAAGGGCCUGUAUCCACGCUGUAUCACUCUAUGACCAGUAUGGGCAAGUUGGGCUGAAGGGCCUGUUUCCACGCUGUAUCAGUCUAUGACCAGUAUGGGCAAGUUGGGCCGAAGGGCCUGUUUCCAUGCUGUAUCAGUCUAUGACCAGUAUGGGCAAGUUGGGCCGAAGGGCCUGUUUCCAUGCUGUAUCACUCUAUGACUGUACUCAAGCCCCAGUCUCUGAUGGCCAUUCACUGGGUUGAGAUCUGCAUCUUCUUUAUUGCAGCAGUUCCUGCACAUCGCUCUGGAGGCAAGGACUGAUGGAGGCCAACACUGGAGUGUGGAGGGACCCCAGAGGUCGCCCACGGGCGUCGGCCCCCGACCUGCGACCCUCACCGCCCCCGAGUUACUAUGACGCGGUGCGGGUGAUGAAGGGCUUGGCCGGCAGUGACUCGGCCAUUCACCACGGCCACGGCCAUGGCUCCUACCGUGAGGCCCAAUACUACCAGAUGACCGACGGUGGGCUGGCCGCUCCCUACCGCAGGCGUGGAGCUCUGGUGGACCACAGGGAUGUCAUCAAAGCUCACCAAGCCCACAAAAUGCACAGCACACCGCAGGCCAAGCGCAAGGAAUGGGAAAUGGCGAGAUUUGGAGACGAGGUGCCGGCCAGGUAUGGCCCUGGUCAAGGAAGCGCUGGCCGAGGAGGGAGCCGGCAGGGCGGACCCCCGGGAGCUCCCCAGAGGAUGUACAAGCAAUCUAUGGCUCAAAGAGCGAGGACUAUGGCUCUAUACAACCCUAUCCCCGUCCGGCAAAACUGCCUCACAGUUAACCGAUCCCUCUUUCUCUUCAGUGAAGACAACUUUGUAAGAAAAUAUGCCAAAAAGAUCACAGAAUGGCCUCCAUUUGAAUACAUGAUUUUAGCAACAAUCAUCGCCAACUGCAUCGUCUUAGCACUGGAGCAACACCUACCCGAUGAUGACAAGACUCCCAUGUCCGAACGACUUGACGACACCGAGCCAUAUUUCAUUGGAAUCUUUUGCUUUGAGGCAGGAAUCAAAAUAAUCGCCCUGGGCUUUGCUUUCCACAAGGGCUCUUACCUACGGAAUGGUUGGAACAUCAUGGACUUUGUUGUGGUUCUCACGGGUAUUGUUGCAACAACAGGGGCAGAAUUCGACCUUCGAACGCUGCGUGCGGUUAGGGUCCUCCGACCCUUGAAGCUGGUUUCUGGAAUUCCAAGUUUACAAGUUGUGCUCAAGUCCAUCAUGAAGGCGAUGAUACCCCUGCUACAGAUCGGCCUCCUGCUGUUCUUUGCCAUCUUGAUGUUUGCCAUCAUUGGGCUGGAGUUUUACAUGGGCAAAUUUCACAAAGCUUGCUUCGACACCAACCGUACGUCCAAGUGCCUUCUUAUCUACAUUCAGAUAUGUAUCCAAUUUGUGCAAUGUUUACCCACAGAUUUUGAGCGUGCCUUUAUAGCGUUGCAUAGAGUCCUAGUGUUGUAUAUUGUCUUGGUUUUGUUACCAGAUGAGAUCCUGGGCGAGUCUCCAUGUGGGACUGAUCUGCCAGCUCGGGUGUGUCCGUCCGGAUCCAACUGCACUGGGUACUGGGAGGGUCCCAAUUAUGGAAUCACACAGUUUGACAACAUCUUGUUUGCUGUUCUCACCGUCUUCCAGUGCAUCACCAUGGAAGGCUGGACCGACCUCUUGUACGAUAGUGACGAUGCUUUGGGGAGCACCUGGAACUGGUUGUACUUCAUCCCUCUCAUCAUCAUCGGCUCCUUCUUCAUGCUCAAUCUUGUUCUCGGGGUGUUGUCCGGGGAAUUUGCUAAAGAGAGAGAGAGGGUAGAGAAUAGGCGAGCAUUCCUCAAACUGAGAAGACAACAACAGAUUGAGAGGGAGUUGAACGGAUACUUGGAGUGGAUUUGUAAAGCAGAGGAGGUAAUAUUGGCGGAGGAGGAGACAGACACGGAGGAAAAAUCACCCUUUGAUGGUGCUAUGAGAAGAGGAACAAUAAAAAAGAAUAAAUCUGACCUGCUGAAUCCUGAAGAGGGUGAGGAUCACCUGGCGGACAUCUCCUCCGUGGGGUCUCCGUUCACAAGAGCAAGUAUUAAAAGUGCCAAAUUGGACGGUUCUUCAUUUUUCCGCAAGAAAGAAAGACGCUUUCGAUUCGUUGUCCGACGAGUAGUGAAAACUCAGGGCUUUUAUUGGACUGUGCUCAGUUUGGUCGCUCUCAACACCUUGUGUGUUGCAAUUGUGCAUUACAAGCAGCCCGACUGGCUCUCUGACUUCCUAUACUAUGCAGAAUUCAUAUUCCUCGGACUCUUUAUGUCAGAAAUGUUUAUAAAAAUGUACGGGCUGGGCACACGACCCUACUUUCAUUCUUCUUUCAACUGCUUUGAUUGUGCGGUUAUUAUAGGCAGUAUUUUUGAAGUGUUCUGGGCUGCAGUGAAGCCGGGGACCUCGUUUGGCAUCAGCGUUUUACGGGCCUUGAGGUUACUCCGUAUCUUCAAAGUCACAAAGUAUUGGGCUUCUCUACGUAACUUGGUGGUCUCCCUCCUGAGCUCCAUGAAGUCAAUCAUCAGCUUGUUGUUCCUCCUGUUCCUCUUCAUUGUUGUCUUUGCCCUUUUAGGAAUGCAACUGUUUGGUGGCCAGUUCAAUUUUCAGUCUGGCACGCCCUCCACCAACUUUGAUACUUUCCCUGCUGCUAUAAUGACGGUGUUUCAGAUCCUGACUGGUGAAGAUUGGAACGUGGUGAUGUACGACGGCAUAGAAUCCCAGGGCGGCGUCAACAGAGGCAUGAUCUCCUCCGUCUACUUCAUUGUCCUGACCCUCUUCGGCAACUACACCCUACUGAAUGUAUUCUUGGCCAUUGCCGUAGACAACCUAGCCAAUGCACAGGAGCUGACCAAGGAUGAACAGGAAGAGGAGCAGGCAGCAAACCAGAAGCUAGCCCUGCAAAAGGCCAAGGAAGUUGCUGAAGUCAGCCCCUUAUCAGCAGCCAAUCUGUCCAUAGCUGCGAAGGAACAGCAGAAGAACCAGAAGCUGGGGAAGACAGUGUGGGAGCAGAGGAUGAAUGAGAUGAGGAAGCAGAACCUAAUGACCAGCCGGGAAGCCAUUUAUAACGAGCUGGACCCUGACGAGAGGUGGAAAAUGACUUAUUCCAUGAACAUCCGCCGGGACAUGAAGACGCACAUGGAUCGCCCCUUAGUGGUCGACCCUCAGGAGAACAGGAACAAUAACACGAACAAGACCAGGUCGGCCGAGCCCACGGUGGACCAGCGUAGCAGUCAGCAGAGGGCCGAGGAGUUCCUGAGGAAGCAGGCUCGUUACCACGACCCCAACAAAGACAGGACCCUGGAGAGGGAGGUGGGGACGAUGGAGCAGGGCGAGAGGGCGAGGAGGUACCGCAGCAACAGCAAGGAAGGGGAGCCCAACCGGGACUGCGCCCCCAGGGACCUGGAGUACCGAGGGAGGGAGCAGGAGGGGAACCAAGAGAGGGGGGUGAGGGAGGGAGAGGGCGAGAGGAACCAGGCCAACGAGCCCCAGCACCGGCGGCACCAGCACCGGCCGGGCGGCGGCGGCAAGGAAGGGAGGAGCGGAGGCGGAGGCGGAGGUGGCGGCACGGCCAGGGGCGAGGGCGACCGGGAGCGUCGACACAAGGGGCACCGGCGCGGCGGCGAGGGGCACGAAGGGGGCGGAGCCGAGGAGGGCGGCAAAGGGGAGAGGCGCUCGAAGCACAGGGACGGCAACCGGGGCAGCAAAGCUGGCGGGGGCGGGGAAGGCGAGCACCCCGACGGGGCGGAGAGGAGACGGAGGAACCGACACCCGCAGUCCACCAACGACAACGAUGCCAAGAAGGAGAGGGAGGACCGGGAUCCAGCAGCGAAGGAGAGGAGGCACAAACGCAAGAAAGAGGGCCAGGGUACUGCUGCCCCUGUGCCAGGCGGCCCGGUCUUGUCCACCACCCGGCCGGUACAGCAGGACAUCAGCAGGCAGAAUGGCCAGCAUGCCGAGGACAUGGACAACCUCCGCAACACCAAGCUGGCAACGCAACCUGCCAAUCCCCGGAACGCCGGCAAUCCCAGGGACACGACCAACCUGGCCAACCCACCCAACCCCUCCUCCGGUCCCCACAACCCCGUCAAAAUUGCAAACCACGCCAAUCCCCCCAACCCCAGUGGCAACCCAGCCAACCCCCUCAACACCGCCAACCGCAAGGCGCCCACCACCAACCCCGGCACCACCGGCAACCCCAAGAACCCAGAGAAUAACCUCAUCAUGACCAACCCGGGCAACCCCAACAACCUAGCCAAACCAGCCCAGAAACCCGAUCACACCACAGUGACCAUCCCCUUCGCAGACCCUACUCUGCAAGUCAACAAAAAUGCAAACACGGAUGCCGUGCCCAAAAAGAUAGAAGAGAAGAAAGAGGAGGAGGACGAGGAGAAAGGUGACGGGGAGGAUGGUCCGAAGCCAAUGCCACCCUACAGCUCCAUGUUCAUCCUGAGCACCACCAACCCACUGCGCAGAGCCUGCCACUACAUCGUGACCCUCCGCUACUUCGAGAUGUGCAUCCUCAUGGUCAUCGCGAUGAGCAGCAUUACACUGGCCGCUGAAGAUCCCGUCCAACCCAACGCCACCAGGAACAACGUUUUGAGAUACUUUGACUAUGUAUUCACAGGAGUCUUUACCUUUGAGAUGGUUAUUAAGAUGAUUGACCUUGGAUUGGUGCUGCACCAAGGUGCCUACUUCAGAGACCUCUGGAAUAUCCUGGACUUCAUCGUGGUCAGUGGGGCGCUGGUGGCGUUUGCUUUCACUGGGAGCAAGGGGAAGGAUCUGAAUACCAUCAAAUCUCUGAGAGUCCUUCGAGUGCUGAGGCCAUUGAAAACCAUCAAAAGGUUGCCCAAGCUCAAGGCUGUCUUUGAUUGUGUGGUGAACUCUCUGAAGAAUGUCCUCAACAUCCUGAUUGUUUACAUGCUCUUCAUGUUCAUCUUUGCCGUGGUGGCAGUGCAGCUAUUUAAGGGCAGGUUUUUCUAUUGCACUGACGAAUCCAAAGAGUUUGAGCGUGACUGCAGAGGGCAGUACCUGGUGUACAUGAGGGAGAGUGAUAUUAAGGCACAGAAAAGGGAGUGGAGACGAUACGAGUUUCAUUACGACAAUGUGCUGUGGGCUCUCCUCACCCUGUUCACUGUAUCGACUGGAGAAGGCUGGCCAGAUGUGCUGAAACAUUCUGUGGAUGCUACCUACGAGAACCAAGGACCCAGCCCUGGUUACAGGAUGGAGAUGUCUAUCUUCUAUGUUGUCUACUUUGUGGUCUUCCCCUUCUUCUUUGUCAACAUCUUCGUGGCCUUGAUCAUCAUCACCUUUCAGGAGCAGGGAGAUAAAAUGAUGGAGGACUACAGCCUGGAGAAAAAUGAGAGAGCCUGCAUCGAUUUUGCUAUCAGUGCCAAACCCUUAACUCGACACAUGCCACAGAACAAGCAGACCUUUCAGUACAAGAUGUGGCAGUUUGUGGUGUCACCUCCAUUCGAGUACACCAUCAUGGCCAUGAUUGCCCUCAAUACUGUGGUGCUAAUGAUGAAGUUUUCCGAGCAACCACAGUCUUACGACGAUGUUCUGAAGUAUCUCAAUAUGGUGUUCACCAUUUUGUUUUCAUGUGAAUGUAUUCUGAAGAUUGUUGCCUUUGGAAUUCUGAACUAUUUUCAGGAUGCUUGGAAUGUAUUUGAUUUUGUCACCGUUUUGGGCAGUGUGACUGAUAUAUUAGUGACGGAGUUUUGGAAAAACAUCAUCAACCUGAGCUUCUUGCGGCUCUUCCGCGCAGCCAGGCUCAUCAAGCUGCUGAGGCAAGGCUACACCAUCCGCAUUUUACUGUGGACGUUCGUUCAGUCCUUCAAGGCCUUGCCUUAUGUCUGUCUAUUGAUCGCGAUGCUGUUCUUCAUUUAUGCUAUCAUUGGAAUGCAGGUGUUUGGGAACAUUGCCGUUGAUGAUGAUGAAGAUAGUGAGAUCAACCAUCACAACAACUUCAGGACUUUCUUCCAAGCCCUCACCCUACUUUUUCGGAGUGCCACAGGAGAGGCCUGGCACAGCAUCAUGCUGUCGUGUUUGGGGGGCAAACUGUGCGACCCUCGCUCGGGCAUCGCGGGCCACGAGUGCGGCAACGAGUUUGCCUAUUUCUACUUUGUGUCCUUUAUCUUUCUCUGCUCAUUCCUGAUGCUGAACCUCUUUGUCGCUGUGAUCAUGGACAACUUUGAGUACUUGACAAGGGACUCAUCCAUCCUCGGUCCUCAUCACUUGGAUGAGUACGUCAGGGUGUGGGCUGAGUACGACCCUGCUGCCCGCGGUCGCAUUCAUUAUAAGGAUAUGUACAGUUUAUUGCGUGUUAUCUCACCCCCUCUGGGCUUAGGCAAGAAAUGUCCUCAUAGGGUGGCGUGCAAGAGGCUCUUGCGAAUGGACUUGCCAGUUGCCGAGGACAACAGCGUACAUUUCAACUCCACUCUCAUGGCUUUGAUCAGAACCGCCUUGGACAUCAAAAUCGCUAAAGGAGGCGCUGACAAACACCAAAUGGACCGUGAGUUAAGGAAAGAGAUGAUGUCCAUUUGGCCCAACCUUUCCCAAAAGACAAUUGAUCUGUUGGUCACACCUCAUAAAUCGACAGAUCUGACUGUAGGGAAGAUCUACGCAGCCAUGAUGAUCAUGGAGUACUACCGACAGAGCAAAGCCAAAAAGCUCCAGUUACUCCACGAGGAGCAGAACCGAACGCCAUUACUAUUUCAGCGCAUGGAACCAGCAUCACCUACCCAGGAGAUGGAGCCGGGGCAGAGUGCCUUGCCGGAGCAGCCGCUCGUGUCUGGGGACACCCUACCACAAGAUGGGGUUAUGAAGGAGAGUCAAUCUUGGGUGACCGAUCGAGCUCAAAAAAUGUUUCAGCAGACAGGGGCGUGGAGUCCUGAAAGAGGUCGAUCAGAGGAUAUAGAAGACAUUCGGCCAAACUCUCAGGCUGUGGAGAUGCAAGGAAUGGGGAGGGACGCCUACUCGGACAGCGACCAUUACCUCCCGAUGGAAGGCCACAGUCGAGCAUCCUCCAUGCCACGACUGGCAGCAGGGAAUCAAACCAUCGAAGACACGAGUCCAAUUAAGCGAUCGGCAUCCACACUGGGCCAUCAGCGUCCCAAGGGCAUACGGCUGGAUGACUACUCGCUGGAGAGGGUCAUUCCCGAGGAGUCACAAAGGAGCCAUCGCCGCAGGGAGAGAGGUCACAGGACAUCAGAGAGGUCGUUGAGUCGAUACACGGAUGCAGACACAGCUUUUAUUGACAUAGGGCUCGGAACAGACCUCAGCACGACCACACAGUCGGGUGACCUCCCUCCGAAGGAGAAGGACCGGGAGCGAGGAAGGACCAAGGACAGGAAGCACCACCACCACCACCACCACCACCACCACACGUCGGCUGACAAGGAGCGUUAUUCCCAGGAGCGGCACGAGUACAGCAGGCCUCGAUCAAGGGAGAGGAGGUGGUCUCGGUCACCGAGUGCAGGGCGCGAGUGUGUCCCCCAUAGACAGGGCAGUAGUUCUGUGAGUGGGAGCCCAGUUCCUUCCACUUCUGGUACCAGCACACCGAGGAGGGGACGUAGGCAACUCCCCCAGACUCCUUCCACGCCUAGGCCUCAUGUCACCUACUCCCCUGUGGUCCGCAAGGCCAUGAACACAUCGCAGCAGCAGCAGCAGCAGCAACAGCAGCAACAACAACAACAGCAGCAGCAGCAGCAGCAGGGCAGGACACCGACCCCUGUGCCACGCCGGUACUCACCCCCUCCCCCGGAGCACCACAGGGGCGAGCGGCACGGCAGCAGCAGCCGAUCCCCCGGCACGGAGAGAGGCGGCUCCCCCCGGCUACACCGCCAGAGCAGCGGCCAGUGGUCAACCCCCAGCUCCCACCUCUCCGAGCCUUACCUGGGGUGCCACGACGAUGACUAUUACCGCAGCGCCGAAUACGAGGCGGCAUCGAGGGAGGAGACUCUGACCUUCGAGGUGGCCAUGGCGACGGCGACGAGUUCCGGGCGGUCGCCGAGGACUUGUCGGGGGCCGCAGUCCUCCUCCUCCUCCGUGUCCCUCCCCAGACACGGGCGCCGUGUGCCCAACGGGUACUACCACAACCUGGGCCCGAACAAAACGCGUGGGCCUGGCGCAAGGAAAGGGAUGCACGAACCCUACAGUGAGACCGACGAGGACGACUGGUGCUAGCCCCCCUCCUCCUCCCUCAUAUCCUUCACCCCGGAAACCCCCUCCAUACUUCUUACAUUGCCAAGCGAGCUAUGGACGAGCCAAGAGUCUCCGGGCCUCUUCUGAGGAGCUCUGUAGCCUUCCAAAAAAAAAAAAAAAAACACACACACACUCACACACGGACAUAAAUCGAAGAAGGAAUGAGGUUGGAGGGGCAAUUAAACCUGAGGUGUGCGUGUGAGGGGCGUCGAGGAAUCAAAAUGGCGGCCCGGCCUAGUGCUUGGCUCAAUUGAGCGGGAAACAAGACCCUGUUUUGAGGGGGAGGAAAAAGCGUUUGGGGUUUUAUCGAUGAGUUUUAUCAUCCAUUACCUGCUAAUAUGUUAUUUGGUAUUGUUUGCCUCGGGUGUGAUGGGCUUGGGAGGAGGGGGGGUGGUGGGUAACUGGGUGUUUAGGAUGCCUGGCGGUGUGUAGGCCGCAGGAGGAGCGGUUACUAAGCAACGGUGGUCACCAUGCGGCCUGGCCUUCAGCCUCAUCAGAACGGUCCACCACAGCAUGGAUUCCUCUCCCUCUCUCUCUCUCUCUCUCUCUAUAAAGAGCAUGUUGUGACCGAGAGCACUUUGAUUU
This is a messenger RNA of Leucoraja erinaceus (little skate), 9425 nucleotides long. RefSeq names its product voltage-dependent P/Q-type calcium channel subunit alpha-1A-like. The record is from RefSeq and is a predicted model, not a curated record. Gene Ontology annotation, biological process: calcium ion import across plasma membrane; chemical synaptic transmission. Gene Ontology annotation, molecular function: high voltage-gated calcium channel activity. NCBI's taxonomy places the organism in Eukaryota, Metazoa, Chordata, Chondrichthyes, Rajiformes, Rajidae. Gene Ontology annotation, cellular component: neuronal cell body; voltage-gated calcium channel complex; membrane. The transcript has 48 exons. Bases 906 to 8822 code for a protein of 2638 amino acids.